AUGCCCUUAUUUCUCCGUCCAACCACACCACAUGAUACAACUCUGGAUCAGCUCCAAGCCAAUGAGACAGGACUGCAAGUCGAGAUGUACAUCCCGAACCACGAGGAGCAUGAAGAGGACUUGCAUGUGCCAGUUGAGCUGAUAAUGAAAACAGAGGUCAAGCAAGUUCAACAUGCUGUACAAGCAUUGACAUCUCAUCCAACUCUUCCCAGUCCUUGGCGGGCUCUGAUUGACGACAGCACUGAUUACCUGUACUACUGGAAUUCGGACACCAAGGUCACCCAGUAUGAGCGUCCAGUCUCUAAGGACCCACCAUUGACCUUGGUUGCUUCACAACUGCGACCUGGAGUGAGCUCAUCCAUGCAACAGCCUAAGCAGCAGGCCCCUUUAGAUGUCCCUGAAGAGAAUACGAAUCAAAAUCCCUGUCAGUAUGUAGGUAGUCGAUCCAUUGGUAAUCCUUCAAUCAUUGAUUCAACUGAGUUUGUGCAAGAGCCAUCCAUAGUGAAACAUCACAAGCAAAGUUCAGUAAAAUCUGGUCCAGCUGCUUCAACUGCAGAAGCAUAUCGAAGUCAGCAUGAAAUAACUGUAACUGGAGAUGUUGCUCCAGAUCCAUUUAUGACAUUUCAAUCUACUAGUUUUCCACCUGAUAUUCUUAAAGAGAUACAUCAUGCCAGCUUCUCGGCUCCUACACCAAUUCAAGCUCAGUCAUGGUCAAUUGUCUUAAGGGGGUGUGACAUUGUGGCCAUUGCAAAGACAGGAUCAGGAAAAACAGUAGGCUUUCUAAUGCCAGGGUUUGUUGUUCUCAAACGUAAUCAUAAUAAUUCUAAGAUGGGUCCUACUGUACUAAUUUUGUCACCAACGAGGGAGUUGGCCACUCAAAUACAGGAUGAAGCAGUCAAGUUUGAAUGCAAUGUGAGGAUGGACUGCGAGCACAUUUAUGAGAAGGAACCACUACAUCUUAUCAGGUUGCCCGAAAAUUCUCCAAGUUGGACGGGUUGUAUGCGAUGCCUUGCUUACAAUAGAAAUUGA
Messenger RNA from Zingiber officinale, 1029 nucleotides. Its product is annotated as DEAD-box ATP-dependent RNA helicase 14-like. The coding region runs from base 1 to 1029 and encodes 342 amino acids. NCBI's taxonomy places the organism in Eukaryota, Viridiplantae, Streptophyta, Magnoliopsida, Zingiberales, Zingiberaceae. The transcript is spliced from 8 exons. Gene Ontology annotation, molecular function: RNA helicase activity; RNA binding; protein binding. The record is from RefSeq and is a predicted model, not a curated record. Gene Ontology annotation, cellular component: ribonucleoprotein complex; cytoplasm; nucleus.